CGCUUUCAUUCCCACUGAGAAAAGCAACUCCCUGUGCCUCGUUUCCUCUGCUCUGCUCUCCACAUUCCCAUUUCUCGCUAUAAACCUCUGCGCCGAAAUCUCUCUCUCUCUCUCUCUCUCACUUUUUCUGUGGAUGGAAAUGGACGGCUUCGAUCGACUGCCGGACCCGGUGAUCCUCCAGAUCUUCGACCUGGUCUCGGACACCAAGACCCUCAUUCGCUGCCUCGCCGUUUCGAAACGCUUCAACUCCCUCGUCCCUCACACCGACUCCCUAGUCCUCACCGUCGACCGCGUCAUCUCCUCCGACUCCGACUCCGACUCAGACGACGACGUUUCCAACCUCCUCGCCUCCGCCUUCCGCUACAUCCUCAAGUCUCUCCACAGCCUCGUCUCCCCCAAGCCCAACAACAAAAACAACAACCCGAACCGGACCCGGAUCCCCAACUGCCCCGCCCAGAUCCUCCGCUGCUUCCACCGCGUCAAGCGCCUCACGAUCGACCUCCCCUCCGGCGACCUCCGCCUCGAGAAGGGGACCGUUCUCAAGUGGAGAGCCGAGUUCGGGAAAACCCUCCGGACCUGCGUCAUCCUGGGGUUCCGAUCCGUCGGGGAGACUCCGUCGCCGGUGACGGCCGGAGCUGAGCCCGACUUCGCCGGCGGGCUGAAGGUGCGGGUGGUGUGGACGAUCAGUGCUCUGAUCGCGGCGUCGGCGAGGCACUAUUUGCUGAAGGAGGUGGUGAGGGAGCAGAGCGGGCUCGAAUGUCUGGUUCUGAGGGACAGAGAGGCGGAGGGGACGGUGGUGAUGGAGAAGGAGGGGUUGAGGGAGUGUAGAGAAGAAGGUGAGGAGUUUGCUGAUGAGGAGGAGGAGGGGUUGGAUAGGUGCAGGACUAGAGUGCCUAGUGUGAGGAUGAGGAUGAGGCAUGUGCCGAGAUUGGAGCUCAAAGGCGGGCUUUGGGUCGAGGGUGCGACGCUCGUGGUGGUCCGGCCCAGUUUGGGAGGCGGCGGUGGCGACAUGGCGGUGGAGGAUGGGGAAUUGGCGUUGAGGGCAUUUGGGAAUGGUUUGUAUGGGGAGGUUGCGCAGAAGCUGCUCAAGGCCAGAAGCUAUUUGCUGGAAAUGAACUCAUUCUGAGCUGCAUUGCUUUGCAGGAAUCAGAAACUGUUUUGCUCAGUGUACUGUAAAGUUGUUCGAUUUCGGCUGUUUAUGUUGGGGGUUUUGGUUUAAUGGCAGUGGUAGCUGAGGUUUUAGAUGUUUUGUACAUGCUUGUUGUAUUUUGAUCAUGUUUAUGAAAAUAGACUCCUACGGUUACUUGUUACUA
Messenger RNA from Rosa rugosa (rugosa rose), 1313 nucleotides. RefSeq names its product F-box protein AUF2. The transcript has a single exon. Lineage: Eukaryota; Viridiplantae; Streptophyta; Magnoliopsida; Rosales; Rosaceae. The record is from RefSeq and is a predicted model, not a curated record. Gene Ontology annotation, molecular function: protein binding. The coding region runs from base 134 to 1126 and encodes 330 amino acids.